AUGCCUUCCUCAAAGGUCUUUGCAGCCAUCUUGGCUGCUCUGGCCGUGGCCGACGCCAGCCCUUGUAAGCCCAAGCCCGUCACAACGAGUGGUUCAACCGCUGCCGUUGUGACUACUUCUGGCUCAACCGACAUUCUUUCUUCCACUGUUACUACUGAGACUGCUGCUACCACCACCACUGAGGCUGCUUGUUCUCACUACACUCCUUACACUGAGAUCAUCCCCGCUGAUUGCGGCAAGACUGGUGUUGCACCCAACUGCGCUGACAAGGUCAUUGGAUCUCCUAUCACUGUUACCGACUACGCUGCGUGUGGUAACACUUGUGGUAUGACUGUUGGCUGCAAGUCUUUCUCAAUCAAGGAUACUUCUUGUACCCUGUACAAUGCCCCCGUUUCUUCACUCGGAUAUACGUUCAACGAGGGCUCUGAUGCUAGCCACUUCUAUGACCUCGACCUUUGCUUCGGAUGUGGUGAGGGCACAACUACCUCUGGUACUGAGACUGCCACUGGAUCUCAGACUACUUCAUAUGAGACUGAGACCUCCUCUACUGGUUCUGCUACCGAGACUACUGGCACUGCUUCAGCUGGAACCACUACUGCUACCGGCUCAGAGACAGAGACUUCAGCUACUGGUUCUGAGACUGGAACAACAACUGCCACAGGAUCUGAGACCGAGACCUCUGGUACAGCCCAUGCUACGGGCACAACCGACACUGAGACCUCAGCCACUGGCUCUCAGACCGGGACCACAACUGGUCCUGGCGCUACCACCGAGACCUCAGCUACCGAGACCCUCACAGCCAACACAGACACAACAACAGCCGCUGCCACAACUACAACCUCGGCCGGCUGCACAGCAUACACACAAAUUGCCAACCCUCCUUACAACAACUGCAACGUUAGGGGCUCUGCAAGUGCGGGCGCCGUCAUGAGUCAACUCGCGACCUACGGCAACACCGCCAGCGCCAACGACUGUGCCCUUAAGUGUGCUAACUACCAUGAUGCCCUUCACCCCAACGAUAAGUGUCGCUCCUUCGCCUUGGAUGGGUCCAACACCUGCUAUGUCUAUAGCACUACUGUUAGCAGCCUGGGCAUCAACCGCAGUGGCCUUCCUGUGUGGGAGUUUAACGAUCUGGAUGCUUGCUACUCUUGUGAUGAAGGUAGUGCUACUACCACCACUGCUGCUGGUGUUGAUACCACUAGCACUGAGGCCGGAACUACUACGACCGAGACUGGCUCAGAGACUGGUACUACCACCGAAGCUGUUGGAUCUACAACCACUACUGAGGCUGGAUCUGGUACCACUACCACCGAGGCCGGUUCUGACACUACCACUACCACAGCCGCUGGUGUUGAUACCACCGCUACUACCACCACUGAAGCUGGUGCUGGAUCUACAACCACUGAAGCUGCUUCCACCACCACUGACUCCGUCUGCACCGGCUACACUCCCGUCCCCAACCCUCCCGCCGCAAACUGCGCCGUCAAGGGUAAGUCUAACAAGGACUCUCUCAACGACAGCCCUGGUACCAGCGCCAACGACUGUGCCGCCAAGUGUAGCGAGAUUUCUGGCUGCAAGUCCUUUGCUUACAAGGCUUCUGCCAACACUUGCACUUUCUGGGGUCUCACUGUGAGCCAGCUGCAGAUCGACAGCUGUGCUUCUGCUGAGGAGUCUGAGUUCUACGACUUUGAGGUCUGCUAUGCUGGUUGUGCUCAGGCUACUACCACCACUGAGGCUGCUGCAUCUACCACGACAACUGAGGCUGCUGUUGAGACUACUGCUACCACUACUACUGAGGCCGGUGAGGGUUCCACCACCACCACUGAAGCUGUUGUUGCUUCUACAACCACCACCGAGGCUGGUGAGGGUUCAACCACUACAACUGAAGCUGGCGCUGCUUCAACCACCACUAUUGAGGCUGCGUCUACCACUGAAGCUGCGUCUACCACUGAGGCUCCUACAACCACCACAACCGAAGCUCAGUCCACCACCGAAGCUCCCACCACAACCACCGAAGCCCCCGUCUGCACCAACUACAUCCCCCUCCCCAACGCCCCCUCAACCUGCGGCAAGCAAGGCAAGGUCUCCUGCCGCUCCGCCCAGAAGCUCGGCCAGGCCACAUCCGUCACCGACGUCAACGCCUGCGGCAAGCUCUGCGGCACAACCCUCACCUGCAAGACCUUCUCCUACAGCCCCAAGUUCCGCAGCACCGGCGGUUACUGCCAGCUCUACUCCGCACCCCUCUCCCAGCUCAGCUUCACCCCCUGCAACACGGGCGUCAAGUUCUACGACCUCGAUACCUGCUACACAUGUUCCAACACUCCUACGCCUACACCGCCUGCUACGUGCUCCAAGUACGUCCCUGCGUUUGAGAAGUGCGCCAAGGACACGCACUGCGGAACGCGCGGUGAGAUCUGCCAGGAGGAUAAGAUCAAUGUUGCGGGCGAUGCGUCGUGCCUUGAGAACUGUGCCAAGAGCUGUAUUGACUAUGGAAAGGAGUGCAAGUACUUUAGCUACCAGCCUGCGUUCUACAACAGCGCUGCCAAGUGUAAGCUGUACAAGGGUGGAAAGAUCAAUAAGAAGAGCACUUCUUGGGUCCAGUUCUACGAGCAGGAUUGCUUCAAGUGCCAGCAGUCCAAGUAA
Fusarium musae is the source of this 2643-nucleotide messenger RNA. RefSeq lists its product as uncharacterized. NCBI's taxonomy places the organism in Eukaryota, Fungi, Ascomycota, Sordariomycetes, Hypocreales, Nectriaceae. The record is from RefSeq and is a predicted model, not a curated record. The transcript has a single exon. The coding region runs from base 1 to 2643 and encodes 880 amino acids.